AAGGAAAAAGACACAGUCGUUCAGCUUAUGAUUUAACUGAGAUCUGCAGCAAAAACAGCAGACAGAGCCUCAGCCUCCCCUGAGUCCCUUCCCUUCCCUUCUUGUUGACCAUGUUAGAUUUUUCUUUGUAAAGAAGACAAGAACUCUUAAUUCUCUCUAUCUCUCUCUUUCUCUUUAUCUCUGAUAUACAAGAUGAGGAUUCGCAAGAACAGAAAGUUGUCGUAUGGUGGUGUAGGGGAAGCUGAGGUCCAGCAGCCACAUGUGUGCCUCUUAAACCAGUCUCCAUGGGAUGCGAUUUCAUUUUCUCAACAAAACUAUCAAUCUGCUAUUCACCAGUUUGAAAGAGAAAAUAGUUUUGAUGGGAACGAGGACUUUCGUGACUCUGUUCGAGCUGUUGAGAGGGAAAAUGAGUCAGCAAGAAAGACGAAUAAUAAUGACACAGAAAUGAACCCAACAGAGAAAAAGGAUAAAUUGUUUGACGAUAACGAAAUCGAUAGAGAAUUCAAAUUCAGUGGAAGUGAAGAGAACGAGCACAAAGCAGUAGCUUGCAUAACCAAUAACAGCAGUAACACUGAUUCCUCUACCAAGAAAUCUGAACGUAGAGGCCAACCAAGGGAAGCUAAAAGAGCACGGUCUGCGAGUUCAAGCAGGCAUGAAUUCUAUUAUUAUUCUGGGUUUGGGCCAUUAUGGGCCAAGAAAAAGGAUAGAGGAGAAGGGAACAACAGUAAGGGCUUUGACAUUAGUUGGUGCUGCACUUAGUAUUAAGAUAAGCCAGUUUCAUGAUAAUGUUGGGUGAUAAAAAUCUCAUUGUAGACUGUCUAAUUGUAAAAGGGCGUAAUUAAAGAGAAACUUACUGAAGCCAAAAGACAUUGUAAUUCUUGCAGUUUAAUCUUAUGUUUGAUCAUCUCCUUA
This is a messenger RNA of Jatropha curcas, 912 nucleotides long. RefSeq lists its product as uncharacterized. NCBI's taxonomy places the organism in Eukaryota, Viridiplantae, Streptophyta, Magnoliopsida, Malpighiales, Euphorbiaceae. The record is from RefSeq and is a predicted model, not a curated record.